This is a messenger RNA of Otolemur garnettii (small-eared galago), 5390 nucleotides long. Its product is annotated as kalirin-like. The record is from RefSeq and is a predicted model, not a curated record. Gene Ontology annotation, biological process: axon guidance; protein phosphorylation; intracellular signal transduction. Bases 183 to 4055 code for a protein of 1290 amino acids. Gene Ontology annotation, cellular component: postsynaptic density; cytoplasm. The transcript is spliced from 27 exons. Gene Ontology annotation, molecular function: protein binding; protein kinase activity; guanyl-nucleotide exchange factor activity. Lineage: Eukaryota; Metazoa; Chordata; Mammalia; Primates; Galagidae.
CCUAGUUGGCUCUGACUCCCAGUAAGUCAGAGCCGGGGCUGCUGCGGGGAGAGGACGGCAGGGAGCAAUCCAGAGAGCUGAGAGCGAGCGCGGGAGCUGGCUCCCGGGUGGCAGCGCAGAAGUUUUCUGCCUGCUGCGCUCUCACCCUGUGCGAUGCGGGAGCGCUGGGGCCGAGGGGCAGCAUGAAGGGCAGCAACCGGGCUUACACCCGAGGUCCCUUUUUGGGGUGGAUCUUCGCUAAGUGCUGCUGUUGCCUCCAGUGCAGUGAUGCAUACUCUCAUUCCUCAAGUGAAAACGGAGGCAAGUCCGAGUCAGUGGCCAAUCUGCAGGCCCAGCCCUCUCUGAAUUCUAUCCACAGUUCUCCUGGUCCCAAGCGCUCCACCAACACCCUUAAAAAGUGGCUGACAAGUCCUGUGCGUCGGCUCAACAGUGGGAAAACAGACGGGAACAUCAAAAAGCAGAAGAAAGUACGAGAUGGUCGGAAGAGCUUCGACCUGGGAUCUCCCAAGCCUGGGGAUGAGACAACCCCUCAGGGAGACAGCGCUGAUGAGAAGAGCAAGAAAGGUUGGGGUGAAGAUGAGCCAGAUGAAGAAUCACACACUCCUCUCCCUCCGCCUAUGAAGAUUUUUGACAAUGACCCCACACAGGAUGAAAUGUCCUCCUCUUUGCUAGCAGCCCGGCAGGCUUCCACUGAAGUACCUACUGCUGCAGACCUUGUCAGUGCAAUAGAAAAGUUGGUCAAAAGCAAGCUGAGUCUAGAAGGAGGUUCAUACCGGGGGAGCUUGAAGGACCCUGCCGGCUGCCUGAAUGAGGGGAUGGCUCCCCCCACACCUCCUAGAAACUUGGAAGAAGAACAGAAAGCCAAAGCCCUGAGAGGCAGAAUGUUUGUCUUGAAUGAGCUGGUGCAGACGGAGAAAGACUAUGUCAAGGAUCUGGGGAUUGUGGUGGAGGGCUUCAUGAAGAGAAUAGAAGAAAAGGGUGUCCCUGAGGAUAUGAGAGGAAAGGACAAAAUCGUGUUUGGAAACAUUCAUCAGAUUUAUGACUGGCAUAAGGAUUUUUUCCUGGCUGAACUGGAAAAGUGCAUCCAGGAGCAAGACAGAUUGGCACAGCUCUUCAUUAAGCACGAGCGGAAGCUGCACAUCUACGUGUGGUACUGCCAGAAUAAACCACGCUCUGAGUACAUCGUUGCCGAGUACGACACCUACUUUGAGGAGGUAAAACAGGAGAUAAAUCAGAGGCUGACACUUAGCGACUUCCUCAUUAAGCCCAUUCAGAGAAUAACAAAAUACCAGUUACUCCUCAAGGACUUCCUGAGAUAUAGUGAGAAGGCUGGUUUGGAGUGUUCCGAUAUUGAGAAAGCAGUGGAGUUAAUGUGCCUUGUUCCCAAACGCUGCAAUGACAUGAUGAAUCUUGGACGCCUGCAGGGCUUUGAGGGCACCCUGACUGCUCAGGGGAAGCUGCUGCAGCAGGACACGUUCUAUGUGAUCGAGCUGGAUGCAGGCAUGCAGUCCCGGACCAAGGAGAGGCGCGUGUUCCUCUUUGAACAGAUUGUCAUCUUCAGUGAACUGCUCAGGAAGGGCUCCCUCACCCCGGGCUACAUGUUCAAAAGGAGCAUCAAGAUGAAUUACUUGGUCCUGGAGGAGAACGUGGACAGUGACCCCUGCAAGUUUGCACUCAUGAACAGAGAGACUUCUGAGAGGGUCAUUCUGCAAGCCGCCAACGCUGACAUCCAGCAGGCCUGGGUGCAGGACAUCAAUCAAGUCCUAGACACACAGCGAGACUUCUUAAAUGCAUUACAGUCGCCCAUUGAGUACCAGCGCAAAGAAAGGAGCACAGCUGUGAUGAGGUCUCAACCUGCAAGGGUUCCCCAAGCCAGCCCUAGGCCCUACUCCUCUGUCCCCGUGGGCUCUGAGAAGCCCCCAAAGGGCUCCACCUAUAACCCACCUCUGCCACCCCUGAAGAUAUCUACCUCCAAUGGCAGUCCGGGGUUUGACUACCACCAGCCUGGGGACAAGUUUGAAACCAGCAAGCAGAAUGACCUGGGAGGCUGCAAUGGGACCUCUUCCAUGGCUGUGAUCAAAGAUUACUAUGCACUGAAAGAGAAUGAAAUCUGUGUGAGCCAAGGUGAGGUGGUCCAGGUCCUCGCCGUCAACCAGCAGAACAUGUGCCUGGUGUACCAGCCCGCCAGUGAUCACUCCCCCGCAGCCGAGGGCUGGGUCCCAGGCAGCAUCCUGGCGCCCCUCACCAAAGCCACGGCAGCAGCAGAAAAUAGUGACGGGAGCAUCAAGAAGUCAUGUUCAUGGCAUACUCUACGCAUGAGAAAGCGGGCGGAAGUGGAGAACACGGGUAAAAAUGAAGCCACAGGGCCUCGUAAACCCAAGGAUAUUCUGGGCAACAAAGUCUCUGUUAAAGAGACCAACAGUUCCGAGGAAUCAGAGUGUGAUGAUCUUGACCCUAAUACUAGCAUGGAGAUUUUAAAUCCAAAUUUCAUUCAAGAAGUGGCCCCAGAGUUCCUUGUACCCUUAGUGGAUGUGACUUGUUUGCUUGGGGAUACUGUGAUACUACAAUGCAAGGUCUGUGGGCGGCCAAAGCCAACCAUCACCUGGAAGGGCCCAGACCAGAACCUCCUUGACACUGACAACAGCUCGGCCACGUACACCGUGUCCUCUUGUGAUUCUGGGGAAAUCACCCUGAAGAUCUGCAAUCUGAUGCCCCAGGACAGCGGGAUUUACACCUGCAUUGCAACAAACGACCACGGGACCACAUCAACCUCUGCUACAGUUAAAGUGCAAGGUGUCCCAGCAGCACCUAACCGCCCCAUUGCCCAGGAGAGAAGCCGCACCUCUGUGAUUCUGCGCUGGCUACCCCCAUCCAGCACAGGGAACUGCACUAUUUCUGGUUACACCGUGGAGUACAGAGAGGAAGGUUCUCAGAUCUGGCAGCAGUCGGUCGCGUCAACCUUGGACACUUAUCUCGUCAUUGAAGACCUUAGUCCUGGGUGUCCUUAUCAGUUCAGAGUCAGUGCAAGUAACCCCUGGGGAAUCAGCCUCCCCAGCGAGCCCUCGGAAUUUGUGCGACUUCCAGAAUAUGAUGCUGCUGCUGAUGGCGCCACCAUUUCUUGGAAGGAAAAUUUUGACUCAGCUUAUACUGAGCUGAAUGAAAUCGGAAGAGGCCGUUUCUCUAUAGUAAAGAAAUGCAUUCACAAAGCUACCCGCAAAGAUGUGGCCGUGAAAUUCGUUAGCAAAAAAAUGAAGAAGAAAGAGCAGGCUGCCCAUGAGGCCGCCCUGCUUCAGCACCUGCAGCACCCCCAGUACAUCACUCUCCACGACACCUAUGAGUCCCCCACGUCCUACAUACUGAUUUUGGAAUUGAUGGACGAUGGCCGGCUCUUAGAUUACCUUAUGAAUCACGAUGAGCUGAUGGAGGAGAAGGUAGCUUUCUACAUCCGAGACAUCAUGGAAGCUCUGCAGUACCUUCACAACUGCAGGGUUGCACAUUUGGACAUAAAGCCUGAAAACCUGCUCAUUGACCUGCGGAUUCCGGUGCCUCGAGUGAAGCUCAUUGACUUGGAGGAUGCUGUACAAAUCUCGGGUCACUUCCACAUCCACCACCUCCUGGGGAACCCCGAGUUCGCUGCCCCAGAAGUGAUCCAAGGCAUCCCUGUCUCCCUGGGCACAGACAUCUGGAGCAUCGGGGUUCUGACGUACGUCAUGCUGAGCGGGGUCUCCCCCUUCUUGGAUGAGAGCAAAGAGGAGACCUGCAUCAAUGUCUGCAGGGUGGACUUCAGCUUUCCCCACGAGUACUUCUGUGGCGUGAGCAAUGCUGCCCGAGAUUUCAUCAAUGUCAUCUUACAGGAGGACUUCCGGAGGCGACCCACAGCGGCCACUUGCCUGCAGCAUCCAUGGCUGCAGCCCCACAAUGGCAGCUACUCCAAGAUCCCCCUGGACACCUCCCGCCUGGCGUGCUUCAUAGAACGCCGCAAGCACCAGAACGAUGUGCGGCCUGUUCCCAACGUCAAGAGCUACAUCGUCAACCGCGUGAACCAGGGGACGUAGCCACCUCCCGGGCCCUGAGGUUUCACAUACAAGUGCAGUGUGAGCCAAAGCAAGACUGACUCUGUCUGUAAAUAACUGUGUGCAUUAUUUCACUCUGGUUCUCUGGAUUGAGCAGAUAUAAAGCUGUACCUCUUAAACCUCUUCAGUGGUUAUUCAGGGUCUGAGCAGCAGUAAAAGUCACCCUAAAUCCAGGGGCUUUCCAGAAGGUCAUUCUGAAGAAAUAAAGAUGCAAAGAGUCACAGAAAGCAUUGAAAAGAAGGGCAAGGAUAACAAGAACGUUAGCUGUUGUAAAAUUUUAAUUGUAUGUUCCAAAUCAGUGGUUAACUGGGAAAACCUUUAGCUCUCUGCAGUGAGUACAAAAGGUUUCCCCCUUUGCUGGAAUUUUAAGCAAAAAGUUCUAUUUAACAGAGACGUCAUGUAUGUCAACCAUUCCGAUUUAGAUACUUAUAGUUUCUUAAUAGGAUACAUAUACACAUACAGUUUAGUAUAUCCCGUGCAGGUUUCAGAGUUUUAUAAUACAGAGAUAUAUAUUAAAUCAAUCAUAAGUAACUUUGAGUGCUCCAGUUAAGACAGUAAUUUAUUUAUCGAAACAUUAUAUUGUUUUGACUAAGCACAAUUAGAUGACAAGUUUUUUAGAGCAUUUUAUAAAUCUUGUACAGAAUCUUUUACCAGAACCUGUGCUUUAAGAGAAAGCAAUGUUACCUUUGGCAAUCUGAAUGAGAAGAUUUGGUUCUGUCCGUCACAGGUUAUUUGGUUAAGAUAGGUUCUGUAUACGAAACGCUACUCCUAAAUGCAGUUCAGAGUUCAUCUGGCAAGAAAUCCUGCCAGGAAAUAAGUUUGAAUACCGUAGGAGUUGUGGGGCUAUUUUUGUGUCUACACCUGGUUAGAAAUAGUUAAAUGAAUACAACAGGUUCAUAAAAAAGGGCAAAUAAAAACUACAGUUGCUACGAACAAGCUACCAUCACUUUCUGAUUUCUUCUACACCCGUAGAAUACAAUCAGAAAGUUGGCCUGCUUUAUUUCUAACUCCUUAUUGAAGCUAAGGGGUGCUUACCAAAAGGAGGCAGCCAUAUAGGCCUUUUAAAGGCCUGGUCCUAAGUCCUUUUUAAAGCCAUGGAGCAAAACCUGAUACAUGACUCUAACAGAGCAUUGAGUUUUAACUGAGCUUGCAAUACCUAUCACCACUCAGCUGCCGAUAUUUCUCUGGACUAAAAGGACUUUAUUGUACUUUGAGGCCGAUGCUGCUUCCUGGUGUAUAUUCUUCACACAAGAUUAUUAUUAAUUGCCGUUUUUUUCCCUCUGGUGGAAAAAGAAAUUAAACCUGGGCAUUUCAUGG